Corylus avellana is the source of this 1494-nucleotide messenger RNA. Its product is annotated as protein PAM71-homolog, chloroplastic. Gene Ontology annotation, biological process: manganese ion transmembrane transport; Golgi calcium ion homeostasis; Golgi calcium ion transport. Lineage: Eukaryota; Viridiplantae; Streptophyta; Magnoliopsida; Fagales; Betulaceae. Gene Ontology annotation, molecular function: calcium ion transmembrane transporter activity; manganese ion transmembrane transporter activity. Gene Ontology annotation, cellular component: chloroplast; Golgi apparatus. The record is from RefSeq and is a predicted model, not a curated record.
GGCAACGGUUUUUCCUCAGAUUUGCAAAACCCAGAACCCACAAAACAGGGAAAAAGAAGCACAGUAGAUUUUGAGGUUAUGAAAGUGGGUGGACAUGAAAUUGUAAGAGCAGUUUAGGAAAGAAAGAAAAUGAAGGGGUUGGUGCUUCAUACACCUUUCAUUACAAGAGGGAAGAAGCUUCCUUUGUUAGCUUUGGUAGACACUCUACCAUGCGCUGCCACUAUAUCUAGAAAGGCCAUCUCACCCCCAUUAAGAUGUAGAGAGAUAUCAAGGUUGAAUUUGGUUUGCGGCACAGUCCGAGCCCAGGCAUCAAAUGUCAGUAUCGGAUCUGAGGGCUAUGAAGGCCGGGGAGAAGAAGACAACCAAAAAAUCUUUGCCAAUGGUCCACCAAGUGAUAGUUCAUCUGACAUUGGGAGGCAUCCUAAUCGAAUACCUUAUCCUUUGUCAAUUGCUCUUGUGCUGUUUGCAUGUGCUUUAGUGUUUUCGCUGGUUGCCUUUGUGAAAGGAGGACCUUCAUCACUCUUAGCAGCAAUUGCAAAGUCAGGCUUCACUGCUGCAUUUACAUUGAUAUUUGUGUCUGAAAUUGGAGACAAGACAUUCUUCAUUGCUGCACUCCUGGCCAUGCAAUAUGAGAAAGGACUGGUUUUGUUGGGGUCAAUGGGCGCUCUUGCACUUAUGACCGUGCUAUCUGUUGUAAUUGGACGGAUAUUUCAGUCCGUGCCUGCUCAAUUUCAGACCACAUUGCCAAUUGGAGAAUAUGCAGCCAUAACACUUUUAUUGUUCUUCGGCCUUAAAUCAAUAAAAGAUGCAUGGGACCUUCCAUCAAAUGUAGUUCAAAGUGGUGGCAAGAGCAACCCUGAACUUGAUGAAUUUGUUGAAGCUGAGGAGCUUGUCAAAGAAAAGGCGUCAAAAAAGCUCUCUAAUCCAUUUGAAAUUGUCUGGAAGUCAUUCAGCCUCGUAUUCUUUGCGGAAUGGGGAGACCGCUCAAUGCUUGCAACAAUUGCUCUUGGUGCUGCGCAGUCCCCAUGGGGAGUAGCAGGUGGAGCCAUCGCUGGACACCUACUUGCAACAUCUAUUGCUAUUCUAGGAGGAGCUUUUCUCGCCAACCACAUUUCUGAAAAACUGGUUGGCUAUUUGGGAGGAGCACUGUUCCUAGUCUUUGCUGUGGCCACAUUCUUUGGAGUUUUCUAACAAAGUCUUCUCAAGCCACCAGUGAGAGACGGCCAGACGGAGAGGUCAGCCUCAACAGAACCCUGCCAUCAACAGCCCAGACAGAGUUACUUGCUAAAGCAAAGAGGUAGCAUAAGGAACUUUAGAUUUAUUGUAUGAGAGGCAUAUAAAACACUUCAUAAGGCUCAUGGUUGAUGACUUGUAAGUCAUGCUUGAUAGAGAGAUUUGUAAGAUAACUAGGAUCUUUCAGAAUUCUGGGUCAUUUAGAAAGAAAAAGAUUUUGUACUGUGAUUCUUCUAAGACGCUGGUUUCUCUAUUAUUGUC